Messenger RNA from Pectinophora gossypiella (pink bollworm), 1242 nucleotides. RefSeq names its product probable RNA 3'-terminal phosphate cyclase-like protein (gene Rtc1). Bases 83 to 1225 code for a protein of 380 amino acids. Gene Ontology annotation, biological process: endonucleolytic cleavage of tricistronic rRNA transcript (SSU-rRNA, 5.8S rRNA, LSU-rRNA); ribosome biogenesis. Gene Ontology annotation, cellular component: nucleolus. Gene Ontology annotation, molecular function: RNA endonuclease activity. The transcript has 6 exons. Lineage: Eukaryota; Metazoa; Arthropoda; Insecta; Lepidoptera; Gelechiidae. The record is from RefSeq and is a predicted model, not a curated record.
AUGUAACCUAAACGCACGUGUAGUUUUGUUUACAAAGUGUUUUCACGAAUUUCGCUUUGUAUAUUACAGAAAAGUGUAUAAAAUGCCGGCCGUCUUAGAAAACGACGUGCUUGUGUACAAAGGAAGCAAUUUCUUCCGUCAACGGCUACUUCUGUCUACGUUAAGUGGGCGUGCGAUAAAGAUUGAAGAAAUUCGUAGUACUCACGAUGAUCCGGGCCUAAAAGAAUAUGAAGUGAACCUAAUUCGGCUACUGGAUAAAGUGACAAAUGGAACCAGGGUGGAGCUGAGUGAGACAGGCACGUCUGUUUAUUACCAGCCUGGUAUUUUAAUCGGUGGACAAGUUAAUCACAGUUGUUCUACUCAAAGGGGUAUAGGUUAUUAUUUAGAAAUCCUCUUAGCACUAGGUCCAUUCUGCAAGGAGCCCCUCAAUGCGGUGUUACAAGGCGUGACACACAGUGACCUCGACGUUUCCGUUGAUAAGAUUAAAGCAGCUGCCUUACCGGUGCUCUUGAAGUUUAUAUUGGUUGAUGAUGGACUUGAAUUGAAGGUUGUCAGAAGAGGAGCACCUCCACUAGGCGGUGGCGAGGUGGUGUUCAAGUGCCCGGUCCGCAGGCACCUGCGGCCGCUGCAGUGGAGCAAGUGGGGGCUGGUGAAGAGGAUACGCGGAGUGGUGUACGCGCUCCGGGUCUCGCCCACCAUGGCUAACCGGGUCGUUGAGGCUGCCAAAGGGGUGAUGUUAAAUUUCAUCCCGGAUGUGUACAUCAACACGGACCAAUGUCGCGGACCAAACGCUGGCAAAAGUCCCGGGUUCGGGGUCAGCCUAGUCGCUGAGACCACAGACAAGACAUUCUACUGCGCUGAGGCUAAAUCAGUAGAUGCCGGUCAGGGCGAUAUCACCCUGCCUGAAGACCUGGGCCGCGUGUGUGCACAGCGGCUACUGGACGAGAUACACCGCGGCGGCGCCGUCGACUCCGCCUUCCAGUGGAUACUCGCGCUCUGGAUGGCGCUCGGACAGAAAGAUGUCAGCGAGUGUGUUGUGGGCCCUCUCUCCGAGUACACAAUCACCUUCCUGCAGCAUCUUAAGGAAUUCUUCGGCGUAAUGUUUAAGCUGGACGUGGUGCGAGAUGAGGAGGAGUCGGACGAGGAGCAGGGGUCCCUCUCACAGCAGGUCAGGAUGACUUGCGUGGGCAUCGGAUACGUUAACAUCAGCAAGCGGACGCUUUAAUAUACAGUUUAGCAGUA